AUGGAUAUUCCUGUUAAGAAAUUUUUCCAUAGCUUACUAGAGAGCUACUUUGUGAUAUCAAUUUGUUCAUGUACAAGAAGUGUUGGAGAAUAUGAUGAUGCAUUAGUCUCAUCAACUAAUCAAGCUGUGUCUAUGGCAAAGAGUGAAGGUGAUCAUCAUGUUGAUGCUCCCCCAAACUACAGGUCACUUGAGAAAGAAGGAAGGAAUAACCUUGUGGAAAUCAAUAACAUCAAAGGAGAUUUAGAACAUGAAAAAACUUCUGAGGUCAAUGAAACAGAGGCAUGGUAUCCUUGUAUCAAUGAUUCCAAUAUUUGGCUUCCUCCUGAACCAGAUGAUCAAGAGGAUGAUGUUGAGGGUAGUUAUGGUAAAUAUGACGAUGAUGAUGAUGAUGAAGAGUUUAGUGAUGACAUAAAAUGGGGAAAAACAAGUAGUCUAACUAGCUUUGGUCAAGAAGGGAGCGGGAGUGGGAGCUUUAGUUUUAAAGAGGAAAAAAGAAAAGUAAUGGAUAAGGUUAUGAGUGGAAAAUUCAAGACUCUUGUGAAACAUAUUCUAAAAUCAUUGAAUAUUUCUUGCUUAAAAGACAAUGGUGGUGAUAAUUGGGUUGAUAUAGUUACCUCUUUAUCAUGGGAAGCUGCUUCUUUUUUGAAAGGGGAAGCCAUGGAUCCUGAUGGUUAUGUGAAAGUCAAAUGUAUUGCUACUGGCUUUCGAAGUCAAAGUGAAGUAUUCAAUGGUUUGGUGUUCAAAAAGCAUGCUGCUCACAAACACAUGCCAACAAGAUUCAAAAGACCAAAACUACUACUGAUCAAGGGUACACUAAGUGAUUCUGAUGGAUUUUCAUCAUUUGAGUCGAUGAACCAUGAAAAGAACAGACUUGAUUCUGUUAUUGGGAUGAUAGAGAAAUGCAAUCCAAAUGUUAUUUUAGUGGAAAAAACCGUUUCACGUGAUAUUCAAGAGUAUAUUCUUUCAAAAGGGAUGACACUGGUUUUGGAAAUGAAAAUGAACCGGUUAGAGAGAAUUGCUCGUUGUACAGAACAUGGUGCUCUUUGUGAAAGUGGAAAGAAGCCAAGCAUGACUUUAAUGUUUCUUGAGGGAUUGCCUAAACGUAUGGGCUGCACGAUUUUGCUGAAGGGAUCUCACAGUGAUGAACUUAAAAAAAUCAAAACUGUUGUUCAGUUUGCAGUUGGUCUGGCAUACCAUUUGAUCCUUGAGAAUUCGUUUCUUCUAAAUCAGAGAAUAAUGUUUUCCACCAUUUCCCCUGAUAUAUUUUCUACCAAAAUCCCCACCGAAGAGAUCAUUCCAUCAAUCAGCAAUCAUGCUCUUGAUUUAGGAUUUGAUGAUUCAAAUAUUCCAGUUUCCAAGGAGGAUUCUAAUGAAGAAAUCGAGAUUAUCCCCAUCUUUAAGGAACCAUACAACCCGGUUUUCCUCUCAGGAUUAUCAUCUCUCACAGCUUCAUUAAAGAAAGUAAUUGCAAUUCGUUUAUUACAUACUGCUCGUAGUAUAUCUACAUACUUUGGAUUUAAUUGUAUGAGCCCUCAUCAUCAAGAAUUACGCUCUUCUGAGGCUGUUGAGACUACUGCCAAUAUGGGCGAAAAGGUCAUUUCUGAUGAAGAGAAGACAGUUAAUGGUGAUGGAGUGAGUAAUGAUGAUUAUUUGGAGACAAACAGUAUAGAAGAAGAGAUGGAAAGUAAGGAUGAUAUGAACACAGUGUUGGAAUCUGAAAGUAUUUUGGUUUUGAUGUCAAAGCGGAAUGUAGCAAAAGGGAUCAUCUGUGAACAGGAUCGUUUUUCUUGUAUCAAGUUCUACCGAUAUUUUGAUGUUCCUGUUGGAAAGUUUUUGCGGGAUUACUUACUCAAUCAGAAACUUAUGUGUACAACUUGUGGUGAAGAACCAGAAGCUCAUUCUUACUACUAUGCACAUCACGAUAUGCAACUCACAAUUCAAAUCAGACGUCUUCCUGCAGACAAACAUUUAGAUGGUGAAAACAAAGGGAAGCUUUGGAUGUGGAGUUUCUGUGGGAAAUGUAAACCCUCUGAUGGAAGCUUAAAAUGUACAAAAAGAGUGUUAGUUUCAACAGCUGCUCGCAGUUUGUCAUUUGGCAAGUUUUUGGAGCUUGGCUUUUCAAACCACUCUUCAUGUGAUAUAACAUCUAGCUGUGGACAUCUCUUUUACAAGGACUACAUCCACUUCUUCGGAUUAGGUUCCAUGGUUGCAAUGUUUAGAUACUCUUCGGUAUCUACUUACUCUGUGUCUCUACCACAUUGGAAGGUGGAGUUCAGUGAUUCAGUUGGGGAAGAAUUUCUGAAAAAAGAAGUUGAAGAUGUGUAUUGGGAAGGGCUUUCAGUGUUUGCUGAGGUUGAAAGCUCUUUGAAAAAGAUGGAAUUUGAGUUCGUGGGAUCAAUGUUGAAGCUUCAAGGAUCAUUGAAGAAGUUCUGUUAUGUUGAAGAGAUGCUGAACCAAGAACGUGAUCGAUUCCAGGUUGAGAUGAAGAACACAGCUAACGAUGGUGGUUUUAGGAAUAACUGGGUGUACAAGCCUCUGUGCUUAAAUCAUCUACAAUGGGAACUUCUUCUUGAAUCAUGUAUCUGGGACCACCGUCUUCAUUCACUUUUAUCAUCUCAUCUUAAAGUAGCCGACACCGAAACCAUCGAUAACACCUUACCAUUAAAAGAGGUCUCCAUUCAAGGAGAUUCAGAAAUCAAUACGAAUGGUGACUUUUCUUCCUCGAUGUCUGCAAAAUUAUCCGAUCCAAACGGAUGGAUGUGGACCCCGUUUCAGAAAAUCCAAAACUAUUACACGAACGAUCUUCAAAGAGGUUACUUACCGGAAUUCGAACCAAUCAAUAGGUACACCACCGGAUCAAAAAUAUAUAAAAAAAUCACCGAAGAGGGAUCGAAGCUUCAUUUUCCGGUGGGUCCCGGGAACAAUUACAUGGUAUCGGAUUAUGAAGAGGAGUUAUCAAGUAUAAUCGCGUGUGCUUUGACUUUUCUCAAAGAUCAAAAUAUCUCACCUGAAGGUCAAGGUGUCACCGAUCGGAAUAUAGAAUCACAUUUUUUCAGCUUCGAUGGACUCGAAUUGUUGGAUUCGGUGGAUUCUUUAAGGCAUCUUCAUCCGGUGGUGUCGAUGGGCCGGUUAACCAACAAGGUUAAAUACUCGGUGGGUUGUUUAUAUGCGAAUGAAUUUAUGGAUCUUAGAAGUCGGUGUGGUUUAUCAGAACUGGAUUUUAUUGCUGCCUUAAGUCGGUGUAAACAUUGGGAUGCGAAAGGUGGAAAAAGUAAAUCUUUUUUUGCUAAAACUCUUGAUGGCCGGUUUAUUAUAAAGGAGAUUAAAAAGACAGAGUUUUAUUCUUUCUUGGAAUUUGCUUCCAGUUAUUUUGGGUACAUGAAGGAGUGUUUUAUGGUUGGGAAUCAGACCUCUCUCGCAAAAAUUCUGGGGAUUUAUCAGGUAAAGAAGAGAAAGAGUGGUGUGAAACAUGAUCUAAUGGUGAUGGAGAACAUUACUUAUUGUCGAAAUAUGAUGAGACAAUAUGAUCUGAAAGGAGCUCUGUAUGCCCGUUUCAAUUCUGCUGUUGGUGUUGUGGGAGAUGUGCUUUUGGACCAAAAUUUUGUGAAUGAUAUGAAUGUUUCUCCUUUAUAUGUUAACAGAAAAGCAAAAAGAAACUUGCAAAGGGCCGUGUGGAAUGACACUGUGUUCCUCAAUUCGAUCAAUGUGAUGGAUUAUUCGUUGUUGGUUGGAGUGGAUGCGGAAAAGAAGGAGCUUGUAUGUGGCAUCAUAGAUUAUGUGAGACAGUAUACAUGGGACAAACAAGUGGAGAAUUGGGUAAAGUCAUUUGUGGUUCCUAAAAACCAGAUGCCAACAGUAAUAUCUCCAAAAGAGUAUAAAAAGAGGUUUAGAAAGUUCAUAGACACCCAUUUUUUGAGUGUGCCUGAUGAUUGGUGCUCUCAACGCCCAUCUAACCCUUGCACUCUUUGUGCCACAGACGCAACUUCUCCUCAUGCUUGUUCACAUUCAACACAACCCUGACCUUAUGUUUGAAACUCAUCUAGCAGGCUGCUGUUUACCUGAUUUAAACCUCUCUUCAUCAAUUUUUGGAUUAUAUAUAUAUAUAUAUCGUACAUAUAUAUAAUAAUUGCGCUCCCUACCUAUAUUUUGCAAUUUUGAGCAAAUUUUUGGGGUUUAGUGAUAAUUUGACUGAUGUAGUUAGCAUAUUAGGUGCAUUUGUUACAUAGUUAUUACUUCUAUUUGGGUUUUAUAUGCUUUAAAGGUUUCUGUGAUUGUUUGCAAUGAAUGAGAGAAAUUUAUGGUUGACCAUUUCCUACCUUGUUCGCAGGCCUUUCAUCUUGUUUCUCAUGGUUAUUUUGUUAUUAUUAUUAUUAUUAUUUUUUUUUUUGACAAU
This is a messenger RNA of Lactuca saligna, 4393 nucleotides long. The record is from the annotation of a GenBank genome assembly. Lineage: Eukaryota; Viridiplantae; Streptophyta; Magnoliopsida; Asterales; Asteraceae.